GGAGCGGCCCAAUGGGGAGCGGCCUCCAGGGGGCGUGGCCACGUUGCCAAAUCUUGUUCCACGUCUCAGAGUUCGGUUUGCUGUGCCCCUUGGGUCGCGAGUUUGGUGCCCCGACCCCGCCAUGGGCCUGGAGCUCUACCUGGACCUGCUGUCGCAGCCCUGCCGCGCCGUCUACAUCUUCGCCAAGAAGAACGGCAUCCCCUUGGAGCUGCGCACCGUGGAGCUGCUCAAAGGCCAGCACCUCAGCGAUGCCUUUGCCCAGGUGAACCCCUUGAAGAAGGUCCCUACCCUGAAGGAUGGGGACUUUACCUUGACAGAGAGUGUGGCCAUCCUGCUCUACCUGACACGCAAGUAUAAGGUCCCAGACCACUGGUACCCUCAGGACCUGCAGGCUCGUGCCCGUGUGGAUGAGUAUCUGGCAUGGCAGCACACGACCCUGCGGAGAAGCUGCCUCCGGACCCUGUGGCAUAAGACAAUGUUUCCUGAUUUCCUGGGUGAGCCGGUAUCUCCCAAGACGCUGGCGGCCACACUGGCAGAGUUGGAUGUGACCCUGCAGAUACUUGAAGACAAGUUCCUCCAGAACAAGGCCUUUCUCGCAGGGCCCCACAUUUCCCUGGCUGACCUAGUAGCCAUCACGGAGCUGAUGCAUCCCGUGGGUGCUGGCUGCCAAAUCUUUGAAGGCCGACCCAAGCUGGCUGCAUGGCGCCAGCGCGUGGAGGCAGCAGUGGGGUCAGUCCUCUUCCAGGAGGCCCAUGAGGUCAUCUUGAAGGCCAAGAACUUUCCACUUCCAGACCCUGUCUUAAAGCAGAAGCUGAUGCCUAGGGUGCUAGCCAUGAUCCAAUGAGCCAGGAAGCCUCAGUCCUGCUCUGCCCUUGGCAGUUCACCCAUGGGAGGCAGACCUAGAAAGCAGGAGUGACUUGCCUGAGUCCCAUUGCUUCUGAGGCCAGGUCCCUACUCCCACCCCAUCUUCCACUGCUGCUUGAAAACCAUUAGAUGAGAAUAGCACACUCAGACCUUGUCUCCUUUAAUCACUACAUUUUGUUUUCAGUUUGGUAAGUAAACAUAGGCUUAGCCUGAGCCUCUA
Molecule: messenger RNA, 1084 nt
Organism: Miniopterus natalensis
Lineage: Eukaryota; Metazoa; Chordata; Mammalia; Chiroptera; Miniopteridae
Product: glutathione S-transferase theta-1
Biological process (GO): glutathione metabolic process
Cellular component (GO): cytoplasm
Molecular function (GO): glutathione transferase activity
Source: RefSeq, a predicted model, not a curated record